This is a messenger RNA of Orycteropus afer afer, 4965 nucleotides long. Lineage: Eukaryota; Metazoa; Chordata; Mammalia; Tubulidentata; Orycteropodidae. The record is from RefSeq and is a predicted model, not a curated record.
AUGCAGCCACUCCCUGAUAUCCUUGGUGUGCUUUCUGAGCUCUGCACGCACGCGGACAAGCACGAGCCAACAACUGGGGCGGCGCGGAGGCGGAGCCGAGUCACUCCGCAGUUUGGGGCUCCGGUCCCCCGAGCCCGGCUGCACCUCGCUGCCUUCCGCUGCCAUGCGGGGCUGCGUGCACGGAUGAGAGAAGCAGCAGCCGCCGAGCUGGUCCCCCCUCCCGCCUUCGCCGUCACUCCUGCCGCCGCCAUGGAGGAGCCGCCGCCGCCGCCGCCGCCGCCGCCGCCGGAACCCGAGCCCGAACCCGAAUCCGAACCCGAGUGCUGCCUGGGGGCGAGGCAAGAGUGCAAGUUGGGAGACACCGCUUGUAAAACUUCUGAAUCUGACCCAGAGGACUUUUCCGAUGACACAAACGCAGAAAUUCUGUAUGGCACCUCUCCCCCCAGCACGCCGCGCCAGAUGAAGCGGAUGUCAGCCAAACACCAGAGGAGUAAUGUUGGGAGGCCUGCCAGCCGUUCGAAUUUGAAAGAAAAAAUGCAUGCACCAGAUCAGCCUCCACAUAAAGACACUGGAAAAGCAGCAGAGAGCCUGGAAGACUACAGCUAUAAGCAGGAGAAAAAGAUCCGAGCAACUCUUCGAACAACAGAACGUGACCAUAAAAAAAAUGUGCAGUGCUCCUUCAUGUUAGACUCAGUGGCAGGGUCUUUGCCAAAACAGUCGAUUCCAGAUGUGGGUCUCCACAAGCCUUACCUCAGCCUUGGCUGCAGCAACGCUAAGCUCCCGGUGUCUGUGCCUGUGCCCAUAGCCAGAACUGCCCGCCAGACUUCUCGGACUGACUGCCCAGCAGAUCGAUUGAAGUUUUUUGAAACAUUACGACUUCUUCUGAAGCUUACCUCAGUCUCAAAGAAGAAGGACAGGGAGCAGAGAGGACAAGAAAGUACUUCUGCUUUCUGGUUUAACCGAUCCAAUGAACUGAUCUGGUUGGAGCUCCAAGCCUGGCAUGCAGGGCGGACCAUUAACGACCAGGACCUCUUUUUAUACACAGCCCGUCAAGCCAUCCCUGACAUCAUUAAUGAAAUCCUUACUUUCAAAGUUAACUAUGGGAACUUUGCCUUUAUUAGAAAUGGAGCUAGUGUUAAUGGUACUUCCCUAGAUGGGCAAUGCAGUGCUCCCCGUGGAACAAAGACUGUGGGUUACUCAACCUACCACGAGCAUCUCCAGCGCCAGAGGGUCUCGUUUGAGCAGGUGAAGCGGAUAAUGGAGCUGCUAGAGUACAUAGAGGCACUUUACCCAUCAUUGCAGGCUCUGCAGAAGGACUAUGAAAAAUACGCUGCAAAGGACUUCCAGGACAGGGUGCAGGCGCUCUGUUUGUGGUUAAACAUCACAAAGGACUUAAAUCAGAAGUUACGGAUUAUGGGCACUGUUUUGGGCAUCAAGAAUUUAUCAGACAUUGGCUGGCCAGUGUUUGAAAUCCCUUCUCCUCGACCAUCCAAAGGCCAUGAAGCGGAGGAUGAGGGUGAUGACCCCGAAGGAGACUUGGAAGAGCUGGAGAGCAGUGCAGAUGAGAGUGAAGGAGAGCUCAGCUCUGCGUGGAGUGGACGAGGAAGCAGACAGGCCCCUGAGAGCAGUGUUGACACCCAGUCCCAGGACAGUGUGUCUAAGACACUUGAAGGGCUCGAGUCUGAGGAGGAGUCUGCUGGCUGGGGAGCCCCAGACUGCAGUUCUGAAGCAGGCUUUAGCAGACACUGUCGGACUUCUAUAUACAGACCGUUUGUAGACAAAGCCCUGAAACAAAUGGGUUUACGAAAGUUAAUUUUAAGACUUCACAAGCUGAUGGAUGGCUCUUUGCAAAGGGCACGGAUAGCCUUGGUCAAGAGCGAUCGUCCCGUGGAGUUUUCAGAAUUCCCAGACCCCAUGUGGGGCUCGGAUUACGUGCAGCUGUCCAGCACCCCUGCCUCCCGGGAGCAGAAGGGCAGCGCUGUCUCCUGGGAGGAGCUCCGCUCCAUGGACCUGCCGUCGUUUGAACCUGCCUUCUUAGUCCUGUGCCGCGUGCUCCUCCACGUCAUCCACGAGUGUCUGAAGCUGAGAUUGGAGCAGAGGCCCGCUGGGGAGCCAUCCCUCCUGAGCAUCAAGCAGCUGGUGAGAGAGUGUAAGGAGGUCCUCAAGGGCGGCCUCCUCAUGAAGCAGUACUACCAGUUCAUGCUGCGCGAGCUGCUGGACGGCCUGGGGCAGACGGACUGCAACAUGGACGCCUUCGAGGAGGACCUGCACAAGAUGCUGAUGGUCUAUUUUGAUUACAUGAGAAGCUGGAUCCAAAUGCUACAGCAGUUACCUCAAGCAUCCCAUAGUUUAAAAAAUCUGUUAGAAGAAGAGUGGAAUUUCACCAAAGAAAUCACGCACUACAUACGGGGCGGAGAGGCGCAGGCCGGGAAGCUUUUCUGUGACAUUGCGGGGAUGCUGCUGAAAUCCACAGGAAGUUUCCUAGAGUUCGGCUUGCAGGAGAGCUGUGCCGAGUUUUGGACCAGUGCUGAUGACAGUAGUGCUUCCGAUGAAAUAAGGCGAUCUGUUAUAGAGAUUAGCCGAGCACUGAAGGAGCUCUUCCACGAAGCCAGAGAAAGGGCCUCCAAGGCACUUGGAUUUGCUAAAAUGUUAAGAAAGGACCUGGAGAUGGCAGCAGAGUUCAUCCUUUCAGCCCCUACGAGAGACCUGCUGAGUGUUCUGAGAUCAAAGCACUAUAUUAAGGUACAAAUUCCUGGGCUAGAAAGCUUGCAGGUGUUUGCCCCUGACAUCCUCGCCAAGGAGAAGAGCGUUAUUUUGCAGUUGCUCAAUGCGGCCGCAGGAAAGGACUGUUCCAAAGACUCAGAGGACGUGCUGAUUGAUGCCUUUCUGCUACUGACCAAGCACAGUGACCGGGACCAGGAGGCAGACGAUGGCUGGGGCACAUGGGAAGAGCAGCCUGUCAAAGUCGUGCCUCAGGUGGAGACUGUGGAUACACUGAGAAACAUGCAGGUGGAUAAUCUCUUACUAGUUGUCAUGCAGUCUGCCCACCUUACGAUCCAGAGGAAAGCCUUCCAGCAAUCCAUCGAAGGACUCCUGACUCUCCGCCAGGAGCAGACGUCCAGCCAGCCGGUCAUUGCCAAAGCUCUGGAGCAGCUGAAGAACGAUGCACUAGAGCUGUGCAACAGAAUAAGUGAUGCCAUUGACCAAGUGGACCACAUGUUCACAUCAGAAUUUGAUGCUGAAGUUGAUGAGUCUGAGUCUGUCACCUUGCAGCAGUACUACCGGGAAGCAAUGAUUCAGGGGUACAACUUUGGAUUUGAGUAUCAUAAAGAAGUUGUUCGUUUGAUGUCUGGAGAGUUUAGACAGAAGAUAGGAGACAAAUAUAUAAACUUUGCCCGGAAAUGGAUGAAUUACGUCCUGACAAAAUGUGAGAGUGGUCGAGGCACCAGACCCAGGUGGGCGACGCAAGGAUUUGAUUUUCUGCAAGCCAUCGAACCUGCCUUUAUUUCAGCUUUACCAGAAGAUGACUUUUUGAGUUUGCAAGCCUUGAUGAACGAAUGCAUUGGCCAUGUCAUAGGAAAGCCACACAGUCCCGUUACAGGUUUGUACCUUGCUCUGCAUCGGAACAGCCCCCGGCCUGUGAAGGUGCCUCGAUGCCACAGUGACCCUCCUAACCCCCACCUCAUUAUCCCCACUCCAGAGGGGUUCAGCACCCGGAGUGUGCCUUCGGACGCACGGAGCCUCGGCAGCCCUGCUGCUGCUGCUGCUGCCGCCACCGCCGCCCCCGUCGGGCGCCCCAGCCCCUCUGGCAGCGACUGUGCGCCACCCAAACCCACCAGCAGUGCCCCUGAGACCAGACAGGAAAGUGGGUCUUGCCGUUUGUCUGUCGUCAUCGUCUUGGCUGAGGAUUUCAUUGAGUUCUCAGGAGUUUGGUGGACAAAAAUGACUGUUGGUUGUGCUCCUCUGCACCACGUAGCCGAGCGGAAGGAUGCCGAUACCACUUCUAAGCAAGGACCCAUUGAAGCUAUUCAGAAGUCAGUUCGGUUGUUUGAAGAAAAGAGGUAUCGAGAAAUGAGGAGAAAGAAUAUCAUUGGUCAAGUUUGUGAUACCCCUAAGUCCUAUGAUAAUGUUAUGCAUGUGGGCUUGAGGAAGGUGACCUUCAAGUGGCAAAGAGGAAACAAAAUUGGGGAGGGACAGUACGGGAAGGUCUACACUUGCAUCAGCGUGGACACCGGUGAACUCAUGGCCAUGAAGGAGAUUCGAUUUCAGCCCAAUGACCACAAAACCAUCAAGGAAACGGCAGAUGAACUAAAAAUCUUUGAAGGCAUCAAGCACCCCAAUCUGGUUCGGUAUUUUGGUGUGGAGCUGCAUCGAGAGGAGAUGUACAUCUUCAUGGAGUACUGUGACGAGGGCACACUGGAAGAGGUGUCACGGCUGGGACUUCAGGAGCAUGUCAUCAGGCUGUACUCCAAGCAGAUCACCAUCGCAAUCAACGUUCUCCACGAGCAUGGCAUAGUUCAUCGUGACAUCAAAGGUGCCAAUAUCUUCCUUACCUCAUCUGGACUCAUCAAACUGGGAGACUUUGGGUGCUCGGUGAGGCUCAAGAACAGUGCCCAGACCAUGCCUGGUGAAGUGAACAGCACCCUGGGAACAGCAGCUUACAUGGCUCCUGAAGUCAUCACCCGAGCUAAAGGGGAAGGCCAUGGACGUGCUGCCGACAUCUGGAGUCUCGGCUGUGUCGUGAUCGAGAUGGUCACUGGGAAGAGGCCCUGGCAUGAGUAUGAACACAACUUUCAGAUUAUGUAUAAAGUGGGAAUGGGACAUAAGCCACCAAUCCCUGAAAAAUUAAGUCCCGAAGGAAAGGACUUCCUUUCUCACUGCCUUGAAAGUGACCCAAAGAUGAGGUGGACGGCCAGCCAGCUCCUCGACCACGCAUUUGUCAAGGUUUGCACAGAUGAAGAAUGA